Ricinus communis (castor bean) is the source of this 537-nucleotide messenger RNA. RefSeq lists its product as uncharacterized. The record is from RefSeq and is a predicted model, not a curated record. NCBI's taxonomy places the organism in Eukaryota, Viridiplantae, Streptophyta, Magnoliopsida, Malpighiales, Euphorbiaceae. Bases 1 to 537 code for a protein of 178 amino acids. The transcript is spliced from 2 exons.
AUGGUGCAACUCUCAGAGAAGAGCUCGGCAAUUAUUGAAAGAAGAUUACUAAAGAAGCUAAAAGACCCUAGGGGUUUUACUAUUCCUUAUUUUAUUGGUAAUGUGCCUGAUUUGGGGGCUAGCAUUAGUGUUAUACCCUACAAUUUAUUUAAGAAACUAGAACUUGAAGAACCUAAGCCUACAAUCAUGAGCAUUCAAUUAGCUGUAUACUCUAAGCGUAUCAUUGAGGAUGUGUUAGUUAAUGUUCAAGAGUUUAUUUUUCUUAUGGAUUUUGUGAUUAUGGAUAUGGAUGAAAGUGUUGAUGUUUACCUUAUUUUAGGAAAACUCUUUCUUGCUACAGCCAGAGCUGGUAUUGAUUUUCAUGAUGGUUUGAAAAGAAAUUUGCAGGUUAAUGAGUUAGAUGAAUGGAGGCUACAUGCAUAUGAGAAUGUUCCUCCAACCAAGAAACGCACAAAGAGACGACAUGAUUCUCGAAUUAAGCCAAAAAGGGAGUUUCAAGCUGGAGAUAAGGUACUUCUAUCUGAUUUGCAGCUUUAG